Molecule: messenger RNA, 3757 nt
Organism: Colletotrichum scovillei
Lineage: Eukaryota; Fungi; Ascomycota; Sordariomycetes; Glomerellales; Glomerellaceae
Exons: 3
Coding region: 1407-2528 (373 amino acids)
Biological process (GO): regulation of transcription by RNA polymerase II
Cellular component (GO): nucleus
Molecular function (GO): DNA-binding transcription factor activity, RNA polymerase II-specific; RNA polymerase II cis-regulatory region sequence-specific DNA binding
Source: RefSeq, a predicted model, not a curated record
CCUCGCCUCCCCCAUCCCUCUUUGCGAAUUCUACACCUUGACCCAAUUUUUCUGAACGCUCAUCAUCAGAGAGAUCAUCAGCUCCAUCAUCCAACCUCAGACCCAACCACGCAUUACAGACAGAGCGCUCCGCCUUCUUUCCUGCUUGCCCUGUGCUUUCGGUUCGUCACAACUGAACAGAAAGAGAUAGAGAGCGCAUUGAGAGGCAGCAAAAUCAAAAAAAAAGAAGCAACUGUCUGUUCUUCUACACUGCCCCCAUAUCUUUCUCUCUUCCACACACACAAGAACGGGGGAAAGAUACCGGUACCUUUUACACCACAAAAAAAAAAAACACCACGCUACGUACACUACGUACACACACACACAACACGGGAGAGCCCCACUAUUUGCGAACUUGAGGAAAAAGGGAAGGGGAGAAAAAAAAAACACCAACGCACCUCCAAUUAUCGGUCGUCUUCUCCCGGCUGACUUCAGAGCCGUCCGCACUUUACACCGCACUACUGAACUACACCUGGGGUCCCUGUCACGGCUCCCCAAUUGACCUCGAGACUUUUCACCAAACCGUCCUCGACACCGCAGAUCUUUCUCCCAUUUCGACUUCGUCCCAGGGACGUACUCCAGGUCUCUCCUCCUCUUCCAUCCUGGCCAACUUGUCAAAAAUUGGGCCACCAUCUCUUUCUCUCUCUCUCUCCUCUCUCAUUCUCAUCCACAAUCCCACAUCCUCACUCACUCACUUUACACACCUCUAAACCCACGCUACGCACUACCGUGCAUCCGCUCCGCUCUCGCUGGUCUACACCUACUUCGUACACUACCUUGCACUACGGAGUACCUCACUACUGUACCUCAACCUGGUCGUUCCCUCCCUCAAGGCUCCUCCUCCUCAGCCUGCCCCCCGGUCCUAAUCUGAACCAUCCUGCUACCCUACCUAAUCGCCCCCAACCCUGUCCGCCUCGGCCUCUUUCCCACGGGAUAUUGGCGCUGUCGAUCACUCUGAGUCGGAGUCGUCACAGCUGUCUGCAGAGAACGAGUCUCCACACGACUCUCCCAUGUCCCGCUGACCACUGUGCAACAAGCUUCAUACGACUCUUGCCUGGUCGGCCCAAACGAUUGGUCUCAGCUCUCAACUGGUUCAAAUACUCGUGUGUCAGUAGUCCACAGGCACACACUUAAACCUCGCUGAUCCCCCAACCUCAACUCACCCAAUUCCCACGGGAUCAUCCAGUUCUAUCUGAUCCGUAACACGACUUGGCUCUUUCUCAAAGCCGUUGCACUUGCAUCCGAUCAGCAAACGCUAUUCCACCGGACAUCUACCUUUGUUGACGCUCAACCUCGUCAUCCCAUCUCACCACCACCACUGCAAUCUCUCAUCACCACCAUCAUCAACACCGCCAAACCAUACCAUCAUGACUAUGACAUUAGAUUCUCAGCAACGAUUCGGACCCUUAAACACAUUCGACCACAUGUCUUCCUACGCACAUUCAUCCUCCUCCUCCCCCCAGUUCUCAAACCCGUGGGCAAACACUUCAUCACCUCAAGCUCCUCAGGGCUUGUAUGCCCCUCACCACGGUCACUCUCUCAACUCGGGUCUGGGUUUGGACAGGUCACACACUGCUAGGACUAGCACCAGCAGCAAUGCCUCAUCUUUGGGUUCUUAUGGACAGAUCCCAGUGACGGCAGCUUCAGCAGGUAGUCUCCCCAUGGCAGACCCUCUGCCUAGGUCGGACUUACUCACUCUUCCCCAAGAUAUCCUCAGUAUCAACCGCAUGGCUGCCACCUCGGCCCCUGCCUACGGUGAUGCUCCCUACGCGACCGCCGCUUCCCCCGUCAACGCCACUUACACGGCUUCUCCCAGCCCCUACGAGACCAUGGGCUACGCACCUGCUCCCAUGCGCUCUACUUUCGCCCUUGCUCCGGAACCCGAACACUCUCGGAGAUUCUCUCACUCAGGAAUUCACCACCACGAUGAGCGCAGGAGCUUCGCUGAUGCCCUCGACGCAAGCCACGGCAUGCUCGCCAUGAGCCAAGAGACCCCCCGUAACAUCUAUGGUGCCCGUAGCGACAGGGCUUCAGGUGACUCGUACGGCUUCCCCUCAACGCACUCUACCAGCUCUUCCGUAUCCUCCGCUUCUGGAUUCGGCAACUACUAUGGCGCCGACUCUGUUAGCGACUACUCUACUGCCGGCUCAGACAUCGAGUCUGUCACCUCCCGGACCCUUCCCAGGCCCCAUGGACUCAUGGCGCCCCAGAUUCCGCCUGCGCCCCAAUCCAUGAUGGGCCAGUUCAGCUCCAAGGUGUCGUCCAGCACGCAGAAGAAGCACAAGUGCAAGGUUUGCGACAAGCGCUUCACUCGCCCUUCUUCUCUUCAGACGCACAUGUACAGCCACACUGGCGAGAAGCCCUUUGCCUGCGAAGUCGAAGGUUGCGGUCGUCACUUCUCCGUAGUCUCAAAUCUGCGGAGGCACAAGAAGGUUCACAAGGGCGACGCUCGCUCCGAGGCUGGUUCUGAAGACCACCACUCCGAUUAAUCGGACUCAACUCGCCAUACCCACCUGUACAACAAGCUGUAACGGCAACAUUGUUGUCCUCGAAACAAUCCUCGGCGAGUAGGAUUAGUACGAGCUCACGAGUUUUCCCGGUUCGAGUCAUGACCAACAGUCUAUACCCACUCUCGACACCAAAACCCCCUCCACAUCUGCGCGUGGCUCGAUAACGGGGUUGUGAUUUUUCAAAAUUUCUUAUAGACGGUCUUCGUUUUUUCAUCGGUUUUCACACGAUACCAUUCUUACAAUCGUUAUAAUAUCCAUCUAUCUGCGAGCGAAAGAGACAAAAGUCAGGCGGCGGCAAAGGAAUUGGCGGGCGGGUUGUCACUUUCGGAUCAUCGUCAUAAAGGGUGUCUCAUGAUAUGUUGGAGAUCUUUUUACCAAUUUUUUUGGCUUAUUUUUACCUGCGACUAUUCGAGCCCGCGGGCUCCGGAACGAUGCGGCAGAAUCGACGGCACCUCAUGGUUGUGAGGUACGCAUGGGAAAGGGGGAAACUGCAGGAGGAGAAAGGGGAACAAGGGCGCGGAUUCACUUCGUUGUCGAUCGCUCAACCCCACACCAUACAACCCCCAGGAUACGGGUCUGGUUGGUGGCUGGACCAACCACAUUCUUGUGCAUUUUCGGUUUUCAAAUGUUCGAAAGAGGAAGAAGAUCUCCAAGAGGUCACGGAGGACCUGGCGAUACCCUCACCCUUGGCGUUGAACGGCUACUGGGCUGCACUCUUGUUGUUUUCUGCGUUUUGUUUUUUUCGUCAUCUUGUUACUUUGUUGCGCGCUCAUCAUGUCAUUUCCGCCCGUUGGGAUUUUCCACCAAAAGGGUCCUUUUUCUUAGAUGACGAACCAGAGGUUGGUGCCUUGGCGGCACACCUCGCAAAAACUCGACCCUGUUCCCAAACCGGGAGGGCGACUUGUACUAUUAGCUUCCACACACGAUGACUAUACCCAUCUUACUAAGAAAUGCCACUGCAUUUUCUAGUUUGCAUCGUCGAGGACAUACUUUUUCCUUUUGAACUUUUGAGACUCCCUGCUCCAUGUCCCGCGUGACUUGAGCGGCGAAGGCGGCGGCGGCGGCGAGCAAAGCAAUGGGUUGUGAUUUAAGGAAACCAGCCUGGUGGAUUGGCUGGUAUUGUCACUGGAUAUGGGUAUCAACGCACAUAGUACAUUGCGAACAGUAAAAUAUAAUAGUAGUACGAAGAAUUUCAAGAAAGAAUAUUC